Penicillium robsamsonii is the source of this 381-nucleotide messenger RNA. RefSeq lists its product as uncharacterized. The record is from RefSeq and is a predicted model, not a curated record. NCBI's taxonomy places the organism in Eukaryota, Fungi, Ascomycota, Eurotiomycetes, Eurotiales, Aspergillaceae. Bases 1 to 381 code for a protein of 126 amino acids. The transcript has 3 exons.
AUGGUCUCUGCUUGUCAUCUGCGUCAUGUACGGCCUCAAACAGUUGUCGGUUCUAAGCUUGAUGCUUCUCUCUGUAUCGGCAGCAAAAAAUCCCCUAAGAACAAUUGUGCGCAUAUUCAUCUUGGAAGUCCUCGCCCUAUUACUAACAGGGCCAUGCAGGUGGGCAUUGAAACAGCCGAGAAGAGCCGUGGUAUUGAUGUGCCAUUGAAUGAUUGUCAUCCGAUUGAGGAAGAAGACGUUCUUACUGUGUCUUUAAAAAAGCCAUGCCGGCUUUUCACCGGCCCUGACUGCACAGGACGCAACACAUUCUUAAGCCCUGGAGAGCACUCUUCCAAGGACCCAAUUCCGGUCAUCGAGUCGAUAUUUUGCCAGCCAUCUUGA